AUGGCACCGCGACCCUCUGGGAUCCUUCAGGCUCCUCGGGUGGUUCUUGUCGUGGUGUUUCCAAUGCUCAACUUUAUUCUCUACCUAAUCCUCUCCCUUGGCUGCAGCAGCACCUCCCUCAGCGACAUCUCCCCAGUUAUAGCCCGCACCAACAGUCCAAUAAACAUCGGCGGGCAAGACACUGUCGUCGACCUACGAGUUGGCUUCUAUGGUACCCCAUCCCCCAUCCUAUUCGUCCCAUCAACUAUGAUGCUCACCUCCGUCAUAGGAAUAUGCCUCGGCCCAGCCCCCCUCUUCUGCACCUCCUCCUCCAGCAUCCUCAACCCCAAGCGCGAAUCCGACCUCGCUCGCUCCAUCCCGCUGUCCAAAGGCGGCGGAAAUUUCGCCCUCGCCGGCCUAGCCCUCAGCCUCCAGUCCAGUUUCAUCGUUUUGUCUGGCUUCCCACUUCUACUCUCUUUCAUCGCCUCGAUACUGGCCAACAUGAUCCAGAUAUACUUCUCGCAGGGCAUGAUCGAACUCCACGCCAAAGCGGCCUUGUGGGCGAGGAGUCUCGACUGGGCGGCUGCUGCGGGGGCAGUGAUGGGGUUCAGUGCCUAUCAGAGCAUUGUUGCUGCUGCGCCGAGGUUGAUAAGAGUGUUGAUGUCGGGGGCGAUGGUAGACAUUAGCGUGGGAGGGACGGCAAGUAGUUUGUUUGCUGGGGUUGUUGCUCUGACGAUUCUUGGGGCGGUGAUUAACACAUUGUUGACUGGGGGGGAUGUAGGGUUUGAUGCUUUUGUUGCUGGGAAGACCAUGGGGAAGCAAAAGACAAGGGCGGGAGGGCAGGUGGGUGAUAGGGGGAGGAUGUCGAGGAUGUUUGUGAGGAGGCCGGCGUAUGAGGUGUUUCCUUGA
Molecule: messenger RNA, 888 nt
Organism: Podospora bellae-mahoneyi
Lineage: Eukaryota; Fungi; Ascomycota; Sordariomycetes; Sordariales; Podosporaceae
Exons: 3
Coding region: 1-888 (295 amino acids)
Source: RefSeq, a predicted model, not a curated record